CUCGCCUUGAUUACAGGCUUUAACUUUUUCCAUUUCUACUAUUAAAAUCACAACUCAAAGCUCACCUUCUUUGUCUGUCUCUGUCUCUCUUCUUUCUCUUUCUCUCAAGCUCACAACUUUGCUUUCAUUCUGAGCAGUUCACCGGCGACGAUCUCGCCGGGAUCUGGUCGGGAAAUCUCGCCGGGAAUAAACAAGAACCUCAUUUGAGCUUUUCUCUUUUAGCAUUAAAGAAACAUACUUUGUUGGUCAUUUUAAAACACAAUUUUCUUGGGAAGAGUUAGUGGAGAUUUAGUUGAAAAUGAAUCAUAUAAAUUCUGGAUUUAGCUUAUUUUGAUAAUGCAUGUGGAGAGUUUAUGAGGUUUCAGCCAUAAAGUAAAGAUUUUAAAUCUGGGUUUAUUUUGGUUUAUGGCUUUAGUUUUGGUUUUGGUAAGCUUUGUGGAGCUGUUGUUGUUUCUAGGUGACAAAUAGUUUUGGUGUUUCUAUGAAGCUGAAGGCUCUGAUUUUUUUAAUUCAAAAGUUUUGGUAAUCAAGGGAAGUUUAGACUUUCAAGGAGCUGGUGAUUAAGUUAAUUAAAGUUUUCAGGAAUCACCUUAUCUUGUGUGGAAAAAAAAAAAUCUUUUUUUGCCUGUUUUAUACUGGUAGAAUAACCAAAGUUUCAUAGGUUUUUGCAUUAUAUUGGUUAAGAGCUUGAACUUUUGGCUCAAGUGGGCAAUUUUUUACUGAAUUGUUAUUGUUGUUGAGUUGAGAUUGAGGUGAAAGGAGGGGGAAUGGUAAAGUACAAUGUGUAGAGUAGAAGAGACAAGUGGAAAGAGUGAUUAUAGGAAACAGUGGGAAAUGAAAAUGAAGAUUUUUGGAGAAGGAAAAGUGGAAAAGUUAAAGAAUUCAAUGGUUACAAGGUCUAGAAUGAAGCUAUGGAUGAUGAGGGCAAUAACUACAAUUUUUUUAUGGUCUUGUUUUGCUCAAUUGAUGACUUUAGGAGAGAUGUUUGGCCCAAGAAUGUUGAAAGGUUGGCCUUCUUGCUUCAGUCAUUCUGAGUUGCCUUUUGUUGCUGAAUUGUCUUCUAUUCCACCAAAAGUCAUUCUUCCACCAAAAAGAUUGUAUAAGAAUAAUGGUUAUCUUAUGGUUUCCUGCAAUGGAGGACUUAACCAAAUGCGAGCAGCUAUUUGUGACAUGGUUGCCAUUGCCAGAUACUUAAAUGUUACUCUUAUUGUCCCAGAACUAGAUAAAACCUCAUUCUGGAACGAUCCUAGUGAGUUUCAGGACAUUUUUUAUGUUGAUCACUUCAUUUCUUCGUUGAGAGAUGAGGUUCGCAUAUUGAAGGAACUACCGCCUCGAGUUCAGCAAAGAGUUGAUCAAGGGAUGUUCCUCUCUAUGCAGCCCAUUAGUUGGUCUGAUAUUUCUUAUUAUGCUCAUCAGAUUCUACCUCUUGUGCAAAAGCACAAAGUUGUACGGUUGAAUAAAACCGAUGCUCGGCUUGCUAAUAAUGAACUACCAGUCGAGAUUCAGAAGUUGCGCUGCCAUGUAAAUUUUAAUGCGCUGAGAUUUACUUCCCAAAUAGAGGAAUUGGGUAGAAGGGUUGUCAAGAUUUUAAGGGAAAAGGGCCCGUUUCUUGUCCUUCAUCUUAGAUAUGAAAUGGACAUGUUGGCCUUUUCUGGCUGCACUCAUGGUUGCAACAGUGAGGAAGAGGAAGAACUUACAAGGAUGAGGUAUGCUUAUCCCUGGUGGAAGGAAAAAGUUAUAAAUUCAGAAAUGAAAAGGAAAGAAGGUUUGUGUCCUUUGACACCUGAAGAAACUGCUCUAGUAUUAAAAGCACUGGGUAUUGAUCGGAAUGUCCAAAUUUACAUCGCUGCUGGGGAAAUAUAUGGUGGCGAGACAAGGAUGGCUCCUUUGGCUGAAGCGUUUCCUAAUUUGGUCAGAAAGGAGACUCUGCUAGUUCCAUCAGACUUGAAAUUCUUCCAAAAUCACUCAUCCCAAAUGGCGGCAUUGGAUUAUCUAGUCUCCUUAGAAAGCGAUAUAUUUGUUCCUACAUAUGAUGGAAAUAUGGCCAAAGUUGUCGAAGGCCAUCGGAGAUUCUUGGGAUUCAAGAAAACUAUCGUACUGGACAGAAAGCUUCUGGUCAAUUUAAUAGAUCAAUACCAGAAUGGAUCGCUAAGCUGGGAUGAGUUCUCCUCAACAGUGAAGGAAGUUCAUGCCGAUAGAAUGGGAAGCCCUAAAAAACGAAUUGUCAUUCCAGAUAGACCGAAGGAAGAAGAUUAUUUUUAUUCUAAUCCACAUGAAUGUCUGCAACUGUUAGAUGAACCUUGGAGAAGUACAUGAUCCAAAUCAUGCCGGUUAGAUGAUUAUCUUCAAUUAUACUCUGUACUUUUGCAUAUUUAUCAGACAUCGGUCUACUUGUGCUCACAUAGGUUUUGGGGCAAUUUAGGCCUUGUGCCUGGAUUUCUUCAGAACCACCCCAAGAAUAUUUAUAAUUGUUCACAUUCUUGAAUAACAUCGAUGUAUAAGUGAGAAAAAAAAAAAAAAAAAGUUAGCCAUUCCAAUUUGCAGGCUUAAGAUCAGUUUAGCAGAACUUUAAACUUUUUUUUUUUUCAUUUUUUUGAGAGUUAGCAUCAAAUUUCUUGCGGGAAAUUCAAAAUAUUAUAUAUUCUUUUAGGAUUUUCUGACCACCUGUAAUGGUGGAUAUUAAUUUCUAACAAAUGCAAGCCAAAUUCCAUGUGCUCCAAGGAAUGAACAACGGCUUAGCCAUUUUAUUACAAUUUUCCUUCUUUCUAAAGAAAGAGCAUUGGUGGCGCC
Molecule: messenger RNA, 2790 nt
Organism: Durio zibethinus
Lineage: Eukaryota; Viridiplantae; Streptophyta; Magnoliopsida; Malvales; Malvaceae
Product: rhamnogalacturonan I rhamnosyltransferase 1-like
Cellular component (GO): cytoplasm
Source: RefSeq, a predicted model, not a curated record